CUCAAUGGGAAAAUUUCCCACAAUAACUCAAAGAAGAGUGCUAAACUUUUUCAUUUUUUUCAUUAAACAAAACAAUGAUUGCUUUUGUUACUAUGUUUUCAGGCAAUAAAACAUUUUUUGAGAUAAAAUAAAAUAAAAACAUUAAUUUUUCCAACUGCACCAUGUGACCAUUUUCAUGAUCACACAAUAACACACACUUACACUAUCAAAUCACUCGAUUCUGCAGAUUCAGAUGUUAUCUUCCAGAUCUAAAGUUUUUGCCUUUCGAUAACCAUUUGGAUUUGCCCCAAUAUUGAUCACCAAAUUUGCUCUUGGAGAUUUCUUCUGGGGGGAAGACAGAGCCUAAAGCCACUCGAUGAUGGCUCUGUCAUCAACGAAGGGAGUAGUCGUCCCUGUCCCGGUGUUAGUUCUCGCCGCCGCCGCCGCCGCCAUCUUCCUUUACUUGUUCGUUUCCUCCCCUUCUUCCUCCCUUCCAACUCCUUGCUCCUGCCCCACCAUCCCUCCUCCUGACACCACCACUCCGACCACUCCCUCCACUCGGGCUACAGCUAAAUCAACUGGGUCGUCUACUUCACAGCGGAUCUCUGCCUCAAAGGAUGAUAUCGAGUGGGUGAGGAAUCAGAUCGAAGCUAAUGGACUUCAUAUGGCUGAGAAUGUUCUUCGUAAAGGGAUUAAUCCUCGAACCCGUGAACAACAGCUACAAGAUCUCCUUCAAUUCAAGGGCGUAUCCCAUUAUGAAGGAGAAGAAGCAGAAAAUCACACUGCUUUUCCAUGUCCAGGUGAGCUCCUAGUUGAACAACACCACAGCUACUAUGGGGAGCCUUGGGCUGGGGGCCGAGAUAGUUUUGAUUUCCUAGCAGAGUCUACUCGUCUUACCCCUGAUUCUCGUGUUCUUGAGAUUGGAUGUGGGACCCUGCGUGUUGGCUUGCACUUCAUCCGCUACUUGAAUCCUGAACAUUAUCAUUGCUUAGAGAAGGAUGAGCUCUCAUUAAUGGCUGCAUUUAGGUAUGAGCUUCCUUCUCAAGGUCUGCUGCACAAGCGUCCUCUGAUUAUAAGAGGUCAAGACAUGGAAUUCGCUAAAUUUGGAAAUGAAGGGAUGUAUGAUUUAAUCUAUUCAAAUGCAGUUUUCCUUCAUAUACCUGAUAAACUUGUUUGGGUAGGAUUAGAGAGGUUAGUGAAGAGACUGAAGCCUAUAAAAGGUCGAAUUUUCGUGUCACAUAAUAUUAAGUUUUGUUCAAGACUUGGAGGAGAAGCAUGUACGAAAAAGUUGCACGGGUUGGGACUUGCAUACGUUGGAAAGCACACUCAUGAUAGUUUACUUUUUAACCACUACGAUAUCUGGUAUGAAUUCAAGCGCUCAAAGAUUUAAAUGAGUUUCAUGGAGCAGUUCAUGGAAUUGGGUUUCCUUCGAAAGCAUGGGGCUGCAUUAUACAGUCUGUUACAUGACCACUGAAACCAUUCUUAUUUGUACCGGCUGUAGUUGCUUUCGUGAUACCUAUUGUGUUCCCGACAUCUGCUUCUUGCUUUAAUUCUGAGAUUUUGUGGGGGAUCAACACCAAGGACUCAGUGCUUUGUGCAAGUAAUCUGGCUUGCAAGUGUUUUCAUGAGGAAGCCGGUAAAAAUUAGUCAAAUAUGCAGAUGUGUACUGCUGAUGAUAACUGUUGACAUACAUUGAGAGAUUCAGAGUUGAUCCCUCGCGGAAAUGGAUUAGGGAUUCCAACUGAAAUAUGUGCUGUUCUUGCUUUGCAGUGUAUAGCAGAUAAUUGUGAAAUCAUUCUUUUGUUCUGUGCUCAUUUUUUUCCUUGUUGGAUACAUAUAUGUAUUGAUGAUAGAGGGCCCGUAGAGAGACAAAUUCAUUUUUCUAUCGCCACAUUGGUGUGUCUAAUCAUCAUCAACUAUUAUUAAGUGUCAA
Messenger RNA from Oldenlandia corymbosa var. corymbosa, 1912 nucleotides. The record is from the annotation of a GenBank genome assembly. Lineage: Eukaryota; Viridiplantae; Streptophyta; Magnoliopsida; Gentianales; Rubiaceae.